Molecule: messenger RNA, 1484 nt
Organism: Empidonax traillii (willow flycatcher)
Lineage: Eukaryota; Metazoa; Chordata; Aves; Passeriformes; Tyrannidae
Gene: CHST13
Product: carbohydrate sulfotransferase 13
Exons: 3
Coding region: 1-1023 (340 amino acids)
Biological process (GO): proteoglycan biosynthetic process; carbohydrate biosynthetic process
Cellular component (GO): membrane
Molecular function (GO): sulfotransferase activity
Source: RefSeq, a predicted model, not a curated record
AUGCGGCGGAGCCUGGCGGCGCGGCUGGCGCUGGCCGCCGGCCUCGGCUCGUUCCUGCUCGUCCUCUUCUACUUCCAGAGCAGCCUCAGCCCAGCCUCAGAAGACGGAGCUAUGAGAUCCACCUGGCAGGGGAAGGCCGGUCGCAGCCCACUCCAGGCCCUGUAUGAGAGUUACCAGUUUGAGCAGUCGACACUGCAGGCGGUUCACCACCAGAGACGGGAGACAUUGAGCAACGUCUGCAACCGUUACACCCGCAAGCGGCGCCUCCUGCAGCGGGAUGACUUGCGGCAUUUGGUGGUGGAUGACACGCAUGGGCUGCUCUACUGCUACGUGCCCAAAGUGGCCUGCACUAACUGGAAACGGGUGAUGAUGGUCCUGACAGGGCAAGGCAAGUACCAGGACCCACUGGAAAUCCCCGCCCACGAGGCCCACGUCCCAUCCAACCUGCGCACCCUCUCCGAGUACAGCGUUCCCGAGAUCAACUACCGCCUGCGCAGCUACCUCAAGUUCGUCUUCGUGCGGGAGCCCUUCGAGCGCCUGGUCUCGGCCUACCGCAACAAGUUCACCCUCAGCUACAACCAGGCCUUCCACAAACGCUACGGGACCAAGAUCAUCCGGCGGCACCGGCAGGAGCCCAGCGACAAGGCCCUGGAGCGCGGGGACGACGUGCGCUUUGAGGAGUUCGUCUACUACCUGCUGGAUCCACGGACGCAGCAGGAGGGGCCCUUCAACGAGCACUGGGAGCGAGUGCACUCGCUCUGCCACCCCUGCAUCAUCCAAUAUGACGUGGUGGGCAAGUAUGAGACCUUGGCCGAAGAUGCCAACUACAUCCUCCAGCUGAUUGGGGCCGACACGACCGUCAAAUUCCCAGCUUCGUCCAAGACCACCAGGACAACGGACGACAUGACGGCCCAGUUCUUCCAGGACAUUAGCCCCUUCUACCAAAGGAGACUCUUUAAUUUAUACAAAAUGGACUACUUGCUCUUCAAUUACUCCAUCCCCUCCUACCUCCGCAUCCGAUGAGGCAGGGGCUGGUGGGGAGAGGUGAGGGAGAGCUGGAUAACUCUCAUCUUGCCACAAUUCCUCUCCUCCCACCUUGUGCUCAUCUCUUGGUUGACUUCUUCCCUGUGCCCUCUCAUUAGGUCUGCUCCAGAUCCUGAUGGUCCCGAGGGAGGAUACCUCUCAAAACACUGAGACUGGAGCUUUUCCUUUCCCUUCCCCUUCCACCCUUUAAUAUCUACAGGAAAUGGUGGUGGGACAGGAAACUGCUGGGUAGGAGGGCUUACCUUGGUUGGGGACUUUCUUUUAACUAAGGGACUCCUCCAUAGAUCCAAGUCUUGGGAAGGCUCCUUUUUUGGGCAGGAUCCCUUCGGGUCUUUCUCCUCCUUACUGGGCUGUUUAGGGGCAGACAUGGUGUCUUGGGGGUCAGGGUGGAGUGUGUCAGAGACUUGCAUAGAACCAGAAAUAAAGCAAUAAUUUAAUGU